This is a messenger RNA of Rubroshorea leprosula, 949 nucleotides long. Lineage: Eukaryota; Viridiplantae; Streptophyta; Magnoliopsida; Malvales; Dipterocarpaceae. The record is from the annotation of a GenBank genome assembly.
CAUUUUCUUCCUCCUGCCAACGCCACCAACGGCCACAAUGAACCGCACCCUUGAAUACCCCAUUGUCUCAACGCUCCAAUACUGGCUAGUGAACCACCCUAAAAUCCUUCAUUUCUCAUGGAACCACGGCGGAACCAUAGGCUCCUCCCCACUGUUCCUCUCCCUCACCGUUCUAUCCUAUCUCUUCUUUACUUGCCUCCUGUCACAAGAACUAUCUCGCCGUUCUCCACUUCCCCGCCGCCUCAUCAAAUCCAUCGCCGCCAUCUACAACAUCACCAUCCUCACCCUCAGCCUCACCAUGGCCGUUGGAUGCUCCCUCUCAGUUUUCUCCUAUUCCCCCAACUUCCAAUACCUUAUUUGUUUCCCUAAAUCCACCACCUCCACUGGUCCUCUGUUUUUCUGGGCCUACAUGUUCUACCUCUCCAAGAUCGUGGAAUUCAUGGACACCCUUUUAAUCAUCAUGAGCAACUCCGUCAAACGCUUGACCUUCCUCCAUGUCUACCACCACACCAUGGUCGUGACCAUGUGCUACAUUUGCUUAAGUAGUGUGCAAUCUUCCUUCCCCAUGGUCCUAGUUACCAAUUGCCUAGUACAUGUGUUAAUGUACACAUACUACUUGUUAACUUCACUAGGGGUCCGCCCCUGGUGGAAGAGAUUGGUGACAGAUUGCCAGCUUCUGCAGUUCUGGUCGAGCUUCGGCAUCCUGGCUCUGCUUCUCUACUUCCAUUUCACCGGACCAGGGUGCUCCGGCAUAUGGAGUUGGUGCUUCAACAUGUGCUUCAUUAGCACCCUUCUGGUCUUAUUCACUGAUUUCCAUAGAAAGAGUUAUUCUCCCAAGAUCAAGAGUAUUUGAUUAAUUCAAGAUUGCAUUUUUUAUUUUUAAAAAAUUUUCAAGGAUUCAAUGGGCGUUCUUAGCUACGGCUGCAUUGAAUACAAAUGCAUGUUCCUC